AUGGUGUGUGUUCAAUGCAAAUCACUGCAGAGAUUCUUUGAUGAGAGUGGAUUAUAUGAUAUGGAAGAAAAUGAGGCAAAACUCUCCAAGUGGGCAUUUGGUAUUUCUGGUCCUAUUCAUCUCACUCAUGUCGAUUGGAGGAAACUAGAUGACACAAAAUCUGUUGCAGCUAGUUUGGUUCAAGGAGUGUACCUAUUGCAAAGUGAUCGUCGGCUGAAAAGAAGUGGACAUAAAGCAGUAGCUCCAAUGUGGUGGAAUACCUUUAAUUUCCAAUGCAUUAAAGUUCUUGUCGAUCAAUAUGAUUCUUCCAUAUUUGGAGCAAUUUUUGAAUACAAACCCCAUUUUCCUAACAAUAAUCAACAAGGAGUUCCCCCAAGGUACGUUAUUGCCAUCCGUGGCACCCUCAUGAAACCCGGCACACGAAUUCGAGACCUAUAUUUGGAUAUCCAAAUCCCACUAAAUGGUUUGACACGAGACUCGCGGUAUCAAAUGGCAUUUCAAGAGUUACAAGCUAUACUAGCCCAUAUAAGCCCUAAACAAGUUUGGCUAGUCGGGCACUCCCUAGGAGCAGCUUUCGCCCUCCAAGUAGGUAAAGAUAUGGCUAAAUUAGGAUGUUACAUUGAGACUUUUCUUUUUAACCCUCCAUACACGUCUGCCCCAAUUGAGAAGAUAAAUAAUUCGUAUUUGAAGGGAAGGAUUCGUAUUGCUAAAAGUCUUGUAACAGCCGGUAUCUAUCUCGUUAAAAACUCUAAUAAGGAUGAUAACUUGACCCAACGACAUGACCAGUUUCUUUCAUUAUGUUCUUGGACUCCGUAUAUGUUUGUAAACCCAAAAGAUCCAAUUUGUUGUGAGUAUAUUGGGCAUUUUGAGCAUAGAGGAAAGAUGAAGAAAUUGGGAUUGGACAAGAUUGAUCUUCUAGGAACCAAGAAUUCAUUGAUGAGCAUGUUUGCAGGUGCAAAAGGGAGGAUUGGUGAGCCACCACAUCUAAUUCCCUCAGCAUCACUUACUAAGAAUAUGAUCAAUUUAGAGCAAUGUGUUCUGCAGGAAGCUCAUGGUGUUAAACAAUGGUGGCAACCACAUCCACAUUGGCAUUCUAAGCUGUAUAUAUACGAAGAGUGUGAUUGUAAGUGACUAUGCUUGAUCAAAUGCAAGCAAAGAGGGUGGAAGGGGAGUUUGGGGCUUGUUAGGCCUCUGGGUGAGUGGUUUCGUGCGACGACAAUCCAGAGGAAAUUCAGCUUACCACGGGUUGCAAGCAAAGAUAUAAGAAAGGUUUGGCAAUGCUAAUAAAUAAAGGUAAUAAUCUAAUAAUGAAGGAUUUGUAAAAGUAUAAUAUUUCUUUCAUAUAUUGUAA
This is a messenger RNA of Beta vulgaris subsp. vulgaris (sugar beet), 1351 nucleotides long. Its product is annotated as GDSL esterase/lipase At4g10955-like. The record is from RefSeq and is a predicted model, not a curated record. Bases 1 to 1131 code for a protein of 376 amino acids. Lineage: Eukaryota; Viridiplantae; Streptophyta; Magnoliopsida; Caryophyllales; Amaranthaceae. The transcript is spliced from 2 exons.